Molecule: messenger RNA, 495 nt
Organism: Prorocentrum cordatum
Lineage: Eukaryota; Dinophyceae; Prorocentrales; Prorocentraceae
Source: the annotation of a GenBank genome assembly
GCGCUGGAGGCCAACCCGCUGCUGGAGGCGCUCGACGCCAGCCGCUGCGGCCUGGCCUCGCUCCCGCCGGCGGGCGCCUGGGCGGGGCUGUGCCGGCUGGCGCUCGUGGCGCUGCACCAGAACGAGCUGCGCCAGUGGGGGGACGCGGGCGGCGUGCUGGCCGCGCCCGAACUGGUGUGGCUGACCCUGUUCCGCAACCCCAUCGCGACCCACCCCGAGUACCGCGGCUUCGUGGUGGGCAGCGGGCCGCAGCUGCUCGCCGUGGACUUCCAGGUGGUCAGCGACGCCGAGAGGCGUCUCGCGCGCAGGCUGCCGCAGCGCACGACGCCCUCAAGCUCCGGGCCCUCGGCGCACCGCUUCGGCAGCCAGCUGACGAGCGUGCGGCCCUGGGAGGGCCUCGAGGAGGAGGCGCAGCGCGGCGAGGGCCUCGAAGGCGAGGCCUACGGCGAGUGCCUGCAGGGCGGCAGCGGAGUGGGCGAGCACGGCGUCCAGGCG